This is a messenger RNA of Baudoinia panamericana UAMH 10762, 3583 nucleotides long. RefSeq lists its product as uncharacterized. Lineage: Eukaryota; Fungi; Ascomycota; Dothideomycetes; Mycosphaerellales; Teratosphaeriaceae. The record is from RefSeq and is a predicted model, not a curated record. Gene Ontology annotation, molecular function: oxidoreductase activity; molybdenum ion binding. Bases 299 to 3583 code for a protein of 1094 amino acids. The transcript is spliced from 2 exons.
GGGAACAUUGAACGGUACUGUCUUGACCACGGACGAUGCACCUGAGAGGCUGCUCUGUCCAUUCGCAGGCUUGCGGCUGUUCUGUAUCGCCUCCACGGGCUACAGAAUUAGGUUGGCACCUUGCAGAGCUUGACAAAUGGACGUCACCGCCCUUGAGGUGUACAUAUAGCAGCACGCGUGAUCUCGAGGACCAGAGGUAAGUCCUAAGUAUAACGUUUCUCCUUCGCUACACUAUCCUCCCGUUGUAAAACGUGUUCGCCCACAUACUUCAACAUACAUUUACCUGUACAAGCCCGCAAUGCCUCCGAACAUCCCCUGGCGUGUGAAUGUGCAGAACCAUCCCGGCUCUUCCGCCCAAGACAUCAAGGAUGAGCCAGACUGGCAGAACACUUCGGAACACCGCAUCGGCUUCCGGAACCGCCAAAGCCGCAGACCAGGCCUGACACAUGACGAGGACGAAGGCGAGGUUCCAGAUUUGACUAGCUUGUCCGGCACCGACGUUCACGAAACGGAAGCCGAGUUUGAUGAAGAAGCUCGGAGGGACUUAGAGAAGCUCAAGAGCCGAGCGAAGUCUGGAGAGCUGAUCAAUUUCCGAGAUAUUAUCAACAAUGAGAAAGACUUCCAUUUACGGUACCCUCAAAACAGAAGUCUAGGUUGGCGCUUUGUGCUCGAGACCUCGGAAGAUUGGGUGAAGAAUACGGAGGAAUGGCCUGCGAACAUCAAGAAGCGCCAAAAGGCAGAGCAAGCGAAGAAAGCAGAAGACAGCCACACAGCAGAUGGUGUGGAGAUCGCCGACAAGAAUCAAGGUAAAACAGUUCAAGGGGAGAAGGAGGCAGAGCAUACCCACGAAGAGCACGACUGGAAGCGCAGCCAGGGCGAAAACAAGCACCAUGAUGCCUACGCCGCAGACGACGAACAAAGCGAUGGCGAUGCGAAGACGAAAAGCGAGUAUGACCAGCUGCUCGAGCGCUAUACACCUCAAGAGAUUGCUCUGCUACGCGUAUUACAGCACGAGAAGGAGUACAGAAACUCGCUUCAGCUCAACGACGGCAAGCGUCAAAGCCCACAGACUUACAACCGAACGACGAUAUCGAUCGACGAACAGGACCAAUUCUCACCAGACAACUGGCUCCCGCGUUCCGAGCACCUAAUUCGACUUACUGGUAAGCACCCCCUCAAUGCUGAAGCGGAGCUUAGCAUGCUGUACAGUGCCGGACUUAUCACGCCGAAUGAGCUGCACUACGUUCGAAACCAUGGCGCUGUACCGAGGAUUCUGUGGGAGAUGCACGAACUUGAUGUUGAGAAUGGGAGGUUGGUGCUCAGCAUGGACGAUCUAAAGGAUAAGUUCGAAGCUAUCAACAUCCCCGUAACCCUGGCAUGUGACGGUAAUAGACGAAAGGAGCUCAACAUGAUCCGCAAGUCUAAAGGGUUCAAUUGGGGUGCCGGAGCGACGGGGUGUGUAUACUGGAAGGGUCCGCUACUCCGUGAUGUCUUGCUUGCCGCUGGCGUGCAGGAGCCGAACUACAGUGGAGACAGUAAACAGCGAUGGGUGAAUUUCCAAGGCGCCGAUGACCCAAGCGAAGGCAAGUACGAAACUUGCAUACCGCUGGCUUACGCGAUGGACCCAACGAAUGAUGUCGUGUUGGCGCAAUACAUGAAUGAUUUACCUCUACCUCCAGACCAUGGCUAUCCCGUUCGAGUCAUAAUUCCGGGUUACGUAGGCGGACGAUGCGUGAAAUGGUUGAAAAAGGUGUGGGUGAGCGACGAAGAGAACAGCAGUCACUACCAUAUCUGGGACAACAGAGUCUUGCCGAGCUUCAUCACGGAGAAGGAUGGCGAGUUCGCCACGACAAUGUUCAAUCAUCCCAAUACGGCAUGUAAUGAGCAGAACCUGAAUUCAGUGAUUGUCAAGCCAGCACAAGGAGAGGCUAUCCCUCUGACGCACGCGAAGAAAGGUGCGACGUACAAGAUAGAAGGCUACGCCUACGACGGUGGCGGUCAUGAAGUGCAGAGGGUGGAGGUCAGCCUCGACAACGGUCAGACUUGGCUGUACUGCAUCCGCCAGUUCCCAGAGUACCCUAUCAGACACGGGAACAAGUUCUGGACGUGGCUGCACUGGCAUGUGGAGGUCAGUAUGGUGCACUUACUGCAAGCCAGGAGUAUCUCCGUGCGAGCAUGGAAUGUGUUCAAGAACACGCAGCCUCGAGAGCCAGCAUGGAACACGAUGGGCAUGAUGAAUAACUGUUGGUACGUCGUCAAGCCGACGAUCACGCAAGGCGACGGCGGGGACGGAGAGGCUCAGAUACGCUUCCGCCAUCCAUGUGAGCCAGGAACGGGAGACGGAGGAUGGAUGCAGCCGAGUGUUGAGAACCAGAUUCAGAGCGCCAAACAGGACGCUGGAUCACCUAGCAAGCAAUUCACGCGCCAAGAGAUCGAAAAGCACGAUCGUGAGGAUGAUUGCUGGAUCGUUGUAGACGGUAAAGUGUACGACGCCACGUCUGUACUGGCAUGGCAUCCUGGUGGAAAGGCAGCAAUCGUCGGACAUGCCGGUAAAGUGCAUCAAGAGACCAGCGACGAGUUUGCCAGCAUCCAUGACGGCUUCGCUUAUCAGAAAUUGAAGGAGUGCAUCCUCGGCGUGGUGACGGAGAAGGCGGCGAACUUCAUCAAAGCUAACGCCGAGGCGGCGGCGAAGGAGAAGGCGCAGUCUUCGCAAAAGAGCGGCGACGUGGUGCUGCAGAAGCAUCGAUGGGUCCCUGUCAAGCUGGUUGACCGUAAGGAAAUCAGCAAGGAUACGAGACGUUACACUUUUGGUCUGCCGGACGGCAUGAAAGAUCUGGGAUUGGGGACUUGUCAGCAUAUCCAGCUCGGAUUCCAUAUGAAGGACAAGAUGUUGAUUCGGUCGUACACGCCUACGAAGCCGCUGCUGCCAAAGAAGAGUAGUGGCGUCACGGAUGGGACGCAAGCGAAUGGUGUGUCCAGCGGAGAGAUCGAGGGUAUGCGUGACGGACACGGUACAUUCGAGCUCGUCGUGAAGACGUACUUUCCGACCGACGAACAGCCCGGCGGCGCUAUGUCCAACGUCCUCGACUGCGUGCCCCUCGGCGAGGAAGUGGAGAUUCGUGGCCCAACGGGCGAGAUUGUGUACAAUGGCAACGGCAAAUUUGUUAUUCAGGACAAGGAGAUGACGUUCACAAAAAUGAACCUUGUGCUUGGUGGUAGCGGACUAACACCAGGCUAUGCUCUCAUUGCUCGCGCACUGUUGGGCGCUGGCGAAGAUGUUGAAGUCCGCGUGGUCGAUGCGAACAAGUCUGAGAACGAUAUUCUGCUUCGCAGCGAACUGGAUCACUUCGUUGAAGAGAGCCAAGGGCGACUGAAAGUGACCCACGUUCUGAGCCAUCCAAGUGAGAGCUGGGAAGGGCUCAAGGGACACGUCAAUGCUGAGAUCAUCAAGAAAAGCCUGUUUCCGCCAGGAGAGGGGACUGCUUGUUUCUUGUGUGGUCCACCAGCUAUGAUACAAAAGGCCGCUCUGCCCGCGCUGAGAAAUUGGGGAUUUGAAGAGGACAAGAACGUGUUCGGAUUCUAG